Morus notabilis is the source of this 868-nucleotide messenger RNA. Its product is annotated as putative peptidyl-tRNA hydrolase PTRHD1. Gene Ontology annotation, molecular function: peptidyl-tRNA hydrolase activity. The transcript has 2 exons. The coding region runs from base 95 to 676 and encodes 193 amino acids. NCBI's taxonomy places the organism in Eukaryota, Viridiplantae, Streptophyta, Magnoliopsida, Rosales, Moraceae. The record is from RefSeq and is a predicted model, not a curated record.
GCAUAAACCAUAUAAGUUAAGAAUGGGACCAAUAAUAUUAAUUACUCUCGUUAACAAAAUGGAAAAUUUCCAACAUUGAAAAUAGAUUUUUAUCAUGACCAUGGCGUGUCGCGUGGCACCAUUUCGUUUUCCUUCAACUGCCUCCCAAACACACUUCCUUUUCUCCACACUCCACGCCACUCGGCUCUCCCUCUCCGCCAACUCGACCGCGACGACUCAGCCGCAGCUGAGUCGACUCGGCCCGAUCUUCAUGAGCCAACCCGCCGCCGAUUCGAGCGCUGUCCCUUCUUCCCAGGACGGCGCCGAGAAGGCCGACGGCUCCGACGUCCUGGUCCAGUACGUGGUGCUCCGGCGAGAUCUGAUCGACACGUGGCCGCUUGGGAGCGUGGUCACGCAGGGCUGCCACGCCUCCGUCGCCGCCGUUUGGCUCAGCAGAGAGGAUCCUCACACAGUCCAGUAUUGUAGCCCCGACAACAUUGAUUCUAUGCACAAGGUUACUCUUGAGGUGAAGGGAGAGACCCAAAUCUUGAACUUAUCAGAAAAGCUGAAAUCUGGUGGCAUAGCACAUAAACUUUGGAUUGAACAACCUGAGAAUUUUCCAACAUGUCUUGCUACAAAACCUUACCCCAAAUCCAUUGUAUCGUCAUAUUUUAAGAAGUUGAAGCUCUGUAAGUGAUUGAUUAUUGAUCUCAUUAUUCAUACCCUUUAAUUCAUCACAUAACUUCGUUGGCUAGACAACCGAAUUUUGGCUUAGAUUGUACGCUUCUCCUCGUACCAUUUUUGUUAGGAUUUUUGUUCUUCCACCGUCAGGUUGGUUGCUACACUAAAAUUUAAAUGAAUGCGUCUUGGGAGGCGGCUUUAUCGAGUA